Messenger RNA from Folsomia candida, 1470 nucleotides. RefSeq lists its product as uncharacterized. NCBI's taxonomy places the organism in Eukaryota, Metazoa, Arthropoda, Collembola, Entomobryomorpha, Isotomidae. The transcript has a single exon. The record is from RefSeq and is a predicted model, not a curated record. Gene Ontology annotation, biological process: proteolysis. The coding region runs from base 1 to 1470 and encodes 489 amino acids. Gene Ontology annotation, molecular function: zinc ion binding; aspartic-type endopeptidase activity; nucleic acid binding.
AUGUCCAAUGUCACUCAGAAGGACAAGCUCCCCUUAGAUCGAAUGUAUAUUCAGAUUGAGUCGCAUUUAAGAGCACUGAAGACUCUAAAUUUGGCGACAGCGGAUCCAGCAACGUGGUUGUUCCCGUUAGUAGAAUCCAGUUUACCAGUAGAGACCUUGCAAGCUUGGCAGAGAAGUCCCAUGUCGAAGCAUGAUGGAUCAGCAGACCGCCCACCAAGGACCUGUUUGGACCUGCUGAUGGAGUUCAUAAAGGCUGAAGUACAGGGACAACAGCAAAUUGCCUUAGCUCAAUACGGUUUUCAAGAUUAUGGCGCCAGAGACAAGAGGAGCAGAAGAAGCGAAAAGGGAGAAAGUCCAGUGACCGCAGCUGCCCUGUUUGCUGGAGACGCCAAGGUCCAGUUAUGCAUUUUCUGUGCGAAGUCUGGACAUCAAAGUCACGUGUGUUAUAAAGCGAAGAAGAUGACACAUGAAGAGAAAAUUGCCAAGAUAAAGGAAGCUCAUUCUUGCUUCAAGUGCUUGAAACGAGGACACGUUUCGAAAAAGUGUCAAGUUUCUGUCAAUUGUCCCAUCUGCAACAAAUCCCACUAUCCAGUAAUGUGUGAGGAGAAGAAGCUGAGUGAAUCGGACGAGAUGAAGGAAGUCACUGAAGGUGUGAGAACAAUGGUAUCCUCGCAGCCGAGAAUGUUGACACUGGAAUCUUCAUCAAGCGAUCCGAAAAUAGUACUCAGAGGGACUAUGCAAGUUAAAGUAACCGGAGCGAAUAAUCAAGAGAAGACAGUAAGAAUUCUCGUGGACUCCGGAAGUGAUGUCAGCUACAUCAAAAGUUCACUAGCCCGUGAGCUGAAGUUGAAAGCGAUCGGGAAGCGUGUAUUUCAAACUGAAGUGUUCGGAGGAAAUUUCGAAAUCUCUCAGCGAACAGAAUAUGCAGUUCAACUCAAGGGGAUCAACGGCGGAGAAACGAAAUUCAAUGCAUUCUCUGAAGAUAAGAUUUGUGGAGUGUGUAAUCCGAUCCCGCAUGGACCCUGGGUGACUGAAUUAAGAAAAUUGAAUGUGUAUUUGUCGGAUGUUGCAUCGGAACCAUCUGAAAUACAUAUAUUGAUCGGGUCAGACCAAAUUGGAAGAUUACUUACAGGAAGAAUGAUCAAGGUCAACCCAACUAUCACUGCCACCGAGACGUCAAUUGGUUGGUACUUAAAUGGAGAAGUACCAGUGCAGAAACAUCAGUCGAUGGCAGCUAGGAGUAUCGCGAUGAGCACGCGAGCUCAUGACAUCAGUGUGCUUUGGGAGCUGGAGAGCAUGGGCAUCAAGGAUCCAGCGCUACAGUCCAGCCGUGAAGAUCAUGACAACAAAGUCAAAGAAGAUUUCCAAAAGAAUUUGAAGAGGUCAGAGGAUGGCAGGAAGCUGCCGUGGAUCAACGGGACUGCUCCUCUCCCUCAUAAUAAAGAAGUAGCAGAGAAAAGACUGAUCUAG